GAAAAGCGCGGCGUCGUGUACAUCGGCCACAUUCCAUUUGGUUUUUACGAGCAACAGAUGCGCAGCUACUUUGCCCAGUUUGGCUCUGUAACUCGUGUGCGCGUUUCUCGUUCACCCAAGACCGGCCGCCCUCGUGGCUAUGCCUUUGUGGAGUUUCUCGAGCCUGAAGUCGCUGAAAUUGUCGCUGAAACGAUGAACAACUACCUGCUGUUCGACCGUCUCCUUGUUUGU
Messenger RNA from Monosiga brevicollis MX1, 231 nucleotides. RefSeq lists its product as uncharacterized. The record is from RefSeq and is a predicted model, not a curated record. Gene Ontology annotation, molecular function: RNA binding. Gene Ontology annotation, cellular component: nucleolus. The annotation marks the transcript as partial. The transcript has 2 exons. Gene Ontology annotation, biological process: maturation of LSU-rRNA from tricistronic rRNA transcript (SSU-rRNA, 5.8S rRNA, LSU-rRNA). NCBI's taxonomy places the organism in Eukaryota, Choanoflagellata, Craspedida, Salpingoecidae.